AUGACAGAAGCAGUGAAAAAAGUUCCCAUUCCCGCCAAGGGCGUAGACUACCGCGGCAAAGUUGUCCUCGCUCCCAUGGUGCGCUCAGGAGAGCUGCCGUCGCGACUGCUGGCACUCAAGUACGGCGCAGACCUAGUCUGGGGCCCCGAGACCAUCGACCGCGCCAUCAUUGGCACCACGCGCACAGUCAACGAGCAGACGGGAUGCAUCGAGUGGUGUCGCAUACAGUCGCACGGCCUCAAGGAACCCCCACCGGAUGCGAAGACGAGCGUCAUCUACGCCAUGGAUCCCGUCAAGGAAGACAGGAAGCUCGUUUUCCAGAUGGGCACGGCCGACCCGGAGCGCGCCGUGCAGGCGGCCCGACUCAUCGCGGGCGACGUGGCCGGCAUCGACGUCAACGCCGGCUGCCCCAAGCCCUUUAGCACGAGCGGCGGCAUGGGCGCCGCGCUCCUGCGCACGCCGGACAAGCUCGUCGCCAUCCUCGAGGCGCUCGUCCAAAACAUCACCCCCGAAUACGACAUUGGCAUCAGCGUCAAGAUCCGCAUCCUCGAGACGGCCGCCGAGACGGAGGCGCUCGUCCGCCGGCUCGUCGCCACGGGCAUCACCGGCCUCACGGUGCACUGCCGCACAACGCCGAUGCGUCCGCGCGAGCGCGCCAUCCGCGGCCAGCUGCGCAUGGUGGCCGAACUCUGCCACGAGGCCGGCAUCGCGUGCCUCAUGAACGGCGACGUCGAGUCCAAGGACGAGGGCCUGCGCUUGGCGGCCGAGUUUGGCGCCGACGGUGCCAUGAUCGCCACCGCCGCGGAGACGAACCCGAGCUGCUUCCGCCCCGCCGCCGACGGCGGCCUGCUGCCCUGGCGCGAGGUCGUCGGCGAGUACGUCGAGACGGCUAUGGCCGUACACAACAAGUUUGGCAACACAAAGUACCUGCUGGCGCAGAUGGUGCCCGGCAAGGAGGCCGCACACAAGGCCGUCACGGCCGCGCGCUCGUACGUCGGCGUCUGCGAGGGCCUGGGCCUGCCGCACCUGACGGACCGGGCCCGCGUGCUCGACGAGCUGCGCGGCCUUGGCCAGCCCUCGGCCAAGCAGAAGAAGCAGCAGCAGCAGCAGCAGCAGGCGGCGCGCAGGCCCGCGCAGUCGACAAAUGCGACCGCGCUGGCCGCUGGCGGCCAGAUGGGCCAAGCACGCGCCCUGUCCAAGAAUAAGAAGGCGCUGUCUGACCGCCAGCAGCCGGCAGCUCCGACCUCGGACCCGGACAAGACGCCCGUGGCCUCUGUCGCAUAG
Messenger RNA from Akanthomyces muscarius, 1284 nucleotides. RefSeq lists its product as uncharacterized. Bases 1 to 1284 code for a protein of 427 amino acids. Lineage: Eukaryota; Fungi; Ascomycota; Sordariomycetes; Hypocreales; Cordycipitaceae. The transcript is spliced from 2 exons. Gene Ontology annotation, biological process: tRNA dihydrouridine synthesis. Gene Ontology annotation, molecular function: flavin adenine dinucleotide binding; tRNA dihydrouridine synthase activity. Gene Ontology annotation, cellular component: cytoplasm. The record is from RefSeq and is a predicted model, not a curated record.